AGCAAAACCACACGGCGCGCGAUACGUCAUUUGUGUACGAACAACCGUGUGGAAAGGAUCGUCGUCGUCGUCGUCUUCGCCGUCGUUGGUCGGUCGGGUGCCGCUGCCAAAUUCACGUCAAGCGUUUCCGAGACCGCUUGCGGUUAUUGUAAACUGACUGUGUUGUUGUUGUUGGAAGUACGUCGCGUGUCCUGUUUGGUUUUAUUUUUUUCUACUCUGUGGCUCGGUGCGGUUGUUGUUGCUCGGGUGGUGGUUUUACCCGAGUGCCACUCCGGAUUCGUUCGUUCGUCGAGUUAAUCGAGUGUGUGUUUAUUAUUCGAGAAGCGGGUUGCUGCGUUUUUGCGUGGACGAAACGCAUCCUUUUUGGGGAAACCUCGGAGAGGCGAAGAGAGACGAAGGGAUAGCAAACGUAACACGUUCGGGUGUGUGUUUGUGUGUGUAGCUGCUGCUGCUGUUGCCGUUGGGUGACGACUUCCUUUGAGGAUUGAUCCUUUUUUUUUUUUCUAUAUAUCUCUCUCAGUGCUAUCUAUCUUCAACGGGGCCCCUAGUUGGGCGCCACCGUGGGUGAAUGUGUCUGUUCGUUCACCGCUUCGCGCCCUGUUAAGCUGGAUUUAUGAAAGAAGAAUAACAUCGGGUCUCGGUUUCGGAUCGGGGAAGAGAGGAUAACACAAAGGGUGGGGGUUCAAAGUGAGUUCAGAGGAAUAUCAUAAAACACGACACGGGCCAACAGCAGAAGUGAUUCCCCCCAGGGUUUUUUUUUCUGCCGACCGUAACAGGAUACCAUCACCCGGUGCGUGGCAGGGAAAGGUGUAGGUGGGUGGAGAAAGUCGAGGUGGUUGGAUUAGAGCAAGAAAGAGAGAACGCGCCCACUCGCCGCCCUGUGAGCUUUUUGCGGUUUUGCUGCUGUAAUUCGGUUGAAGGAAAAAAAAACGUCCUUCAAAUUGGAUUAAUAUCGCUCGUAAUUGAAUUGGCCAAGUGCCAGUCGUUUGUCAGACGACGGUGAAUUUCGUGACCGGGUUGAGUUCGUGUAAGCAACCAUUAGGAGGAGCUUUCCUUGAAGCAAACUACAAUCAGAGGUCCCUUUACGAGAAACAACUCUGAGAUGGGUGGGUGAAAUCCAACCCAUCAAAAAAGAGGCCAUCAACCGUGAAAAGCCGUGAGCGUGAUUGUGACACCCACAAACUGGUCGUGGGGGUAUCAAUGACCAGUCCCAGUGAUUUCCGUCGAGAGUGAGAGUGUUUCCAAUUUUCGUCUUUCCCUCCCUCGGCUCCCAAAUAACCCAGAGAGAAGGUUCAUAAUUCGAUCAUUUAUUAAACAUAAUCACAUUAAAAAACAGUUACUCCCAUCGGAACUUUGCGGCCACAGCUUCUGGAUCAAGUCGGGAGAAGAUCGCUGUGCCACCAAAAGUAACCCUUCACUCAAUGAAUAAAAUAUCGAAAUUACGAUAAUAAAAUAAGCACAUUUUCCGUCGAAUGAAUUAAUCAGUUUAAUUAUGGUGUUCUCCGGCUCCCGAUGAUGAUUCUCCUACAGCGGAGACACCCUCUCUUGGUGUUUGAGGGAUGAUAAAUGAUGAAACGGCGCUUCUAGGCCGAGGAUAUAUGUGGGUGACGGCGGCAUUUCAGUGAUUUUCCGCCUUCCGGCUGCCGAUUUUCGGUACCAGUGAGUUUUCCCUCGGAUCAAGUGGGUGGGUUUGUGUUUGUGUGCUGCUGCUACCCAAUUUCAUCUAUGUAUGUGUGUGUGUGCGCCGUCAAAUUUGUGAUUCAAUUUAUCCGUAAAUUCCUGUGAAACACCCCGGAAAAAAGGUCAAAUUUCGGGGGGGAAUUGUGUUAUUCCUUUUUUGUUACCAAUUGUGAAACGGUUCCAUCCGAAAGAGGAGUUUAUCGAACGGAUUAUUUUCAACAUUCCGGCAGUGGUCCGGAGUGACGGCGGUUCGAAACCGUCAUCAUCAUCGUCAUCAUCAGUGUCCCGAUUGCCGUCGUCAUCAUCGUCAGUCGUUAAUAUGACUGCCAAUUUGAAGGGUCCACCCCCUCAGGGGCGACAGUUCACAAUCGCAGAAACACUCGAACGGAUUAAGGAGGAGUUCAACUUCCUGCAGGCACAGUAUCAUUCGUUGAAACUGGAAUGUGAUAAACUCGCCAGCGAGAAAACUGAAAUGCAGCGACAUUAUGUCAUGUAUUAUGAAAUGUCGUACGGCCUCAAUGUUGAAAUGCACAAACAGACGGAAAUUGCCAAACGUCUAAACGCGCUGAUAGGGCAAUUGUUGCCUUUUUUGGCCACGGAACAUCAGCAACAGGUAGCACAGGCCGUCGAAAGGGCAAAACAGGUCACCAUGCCGGAGCUUAACGCAAUAAUCGGGCAGCAACAUCAACAGCAGGGAAUUCAGCAACUGCUACAACAGAUCCACGCACAGCAGAUUCCCGGUGGACCACCGCAGCCGGGGAUUCCGGGUCUGGGAGCCCUAGCCGGCCCGUUGACCGCCUUUGGAGGCCCCAUGGGUGCUGCCGGCCUCGGAGGACCACAUGGAGUGGGCGUUGGCGUGGGCGGAACGCCUCAAAGUUUGCUGAAAGCACCGCCGGACCUGCACCGGGGCGAGGACAUUAAGGUGCCGCUAGGGGGACCCUCGGCCGAGGAACGAAUGCGCAAUUCUGUCUCGCCAGCGGAUCGUGAAAAGUAUCGACCCCGAUCGCCCCUCGACAUGGACAACGAAGCCAAGCGGCGGAAAGAGGAAAAACUGAACCAUGAUCAGAGCAUCGAUAAAAGUGAGCAGGAUCUGAUAGUGGACGACACAAACGAAACGGGCACACCUUCUCCUCGACCAAAUGGAGAUCAUGCAUCGCUCGAAAGCCGGGAUCGGGACAGCGUGGGUCUUAAUGGAGGCGAUAAGGCCGGCUCCAGCAGUCUCAAAGGUGCAAACGACCGACCUCCCUCGCGAUCUGGAUCCAGUUCCUCACGAUCCACUCCCAGCCUCAAAACUAAAGAUCUCGACAAACCAGGAACUCCUGGAGCCAAGGUGCGAGUACCAACGCCCACCUCUUCGGCUCCGAGUGUCCCCAAAGCUGUAGUACCUCCCACGGCCGCUGGCUACCCGGCCUCUCCAUAUCAACGGCCGUCGGAUCCGUACGCCCGGCCACCUCCGGACCCUUACGGUCGACCUCCGCUGCCAUUCGAUCCUCACGCCGGACUUCGGACCAACGGAAUCCCGCUUCCCGUCUCCAGUGGUAAACCUGCCUAUUCGUUUCACAUGAACGGCGAGGGUGGACCGCAGCCGGUUCCCUUUCCGGCGGACGCACUAACCGGACCAGGAAUCCCGCGACAUGCGCGGCAAAUCAACACCCUUUCACAUGGAGAGGUGGUGUGUGCGGUAACGAUCUCCAACCCUACCAAAUACGUCUACACCGGGGGCAAGGGCUGCGUCAAGGUGUGGGACAUCUCCCAGCCCGGCAGCAAGAGCCCCGUCAGUCAGCUGGAUUGUUUGCAACGUGAAAACUACAUCCGCUCCGUGAAACUGCUUCCGGAUGGUCGCACCCUGAUCGUUGGCGGAGAAGCAUCGAACCUCUCGAUCUGGGACCUGGCGAGUCCGACCCCGAGAAUCAAGGCUGAACUAACGUCGGCAGCUCCGGCUUGCUACGCCCUGGCCAUCAGCCCGGACUCGAAGGUGUGCUUCUCGUGCUGCAGCGAUGGCAACAUUGCCGUGUGGGAUUUGCACAACCACACCCUGGUGCGGCAAUUCCAGGGCCACACCGAUGGAGCCUCCUGCAUCGACAUCAGUCCGGAUGGAACCCGGCUUUGGACCGGAGGACUCGACAACACCGUCCGAUCCUGGGACCUCCGGGAGGGACGCCAGCUGCAGCAACAUGACUUCAGUUCCCAGAUCUUCUCGCUGGGGUACUGUCCGACGGGUGAGUUGCCGACUCUUAGAAAUUUGGACUCUAAUUUAUUCUGGAUUUUUUUUUCUCAAGGUGAAUGGUUGGCUGUGGGAAUGGAGAAUUCGCACGUCGAGGUGCUACACGCGACCAAACAGGACAAAUACCAGCUGCACUUGCACGAAAGCUGUGUCCUAUCGUUGAGGUUUGCCACCUGUGGCAAGUGGUUUGUCUCCACCGGAAAGGAUAAUCUGCUGAAUGCCUGGCGCACACCCUACGGCGCUAGUAUAUUCCAGUCCAAGGAAACUUCGUCUGUACUUAGUUGUGAUAUUUCAACCGAUGAUAAGUACAUCGUAACCGGUUCCGGGGACAAGAAAGCCACCGUCUAUGAAGUUAUGUACUAAACUUAUCCCGGCGUACGGAAAGAGGCACCCAUGAAUGGGCAAAAGAGUCAACAGAGCACCAGUAUUUCUACCAUUUAUCCAGUUUGUCGGUUUGCCUUUGAACCGGAAAGCAGGAAUUUCGUGCAAACCCUCCAAAUGUUAUCGUCGAUGGAAGCAAACUGUCGGGCAGCUUUGAGAGAUAUGCAGGAAUCAUUUAGAACGUAAACUGGUAAAAUAACAGUUCGGUUUGAGCAAACAAACAGCAGUCGUUUCAAAUGUGAAGAGAAAAAAAAACAAAAUCAAAGAAUUAAUCGUAGGAAAGUAGCCAAUAAUUGAAAAAAAAGCGGAAACAAGAAAACCACAAAAAAUUAGCAAACACAAGUGAGACGGAAAGUCAAAGAGAAAACACGUAUGUCAGCGAAAGCAAACAAAACUAAGUUCAGUUUAAUUUAACUUAUCUUAUUGACAGUCCCCAGUAGUAAUUGUAUCGUAAACUAAUUUCAGAGCAUUGUACAGUAUUUGAGAAACUCGUAAUGUUAACUAUGGAUAAGUAAAAGCCCAAAAAAAAAAACCAACUAAGUGUAUGAAAGCAGAAGAUGAACGAAGAACAAUGUAAAAAAAGUGAGCGUAAAACAAAUGUGUAAAAAAUUUAACCGAUUGAUGAGAUCUUUCGAGGUUUCAGACAUCCGUAAAAAGGUUUGUUCUUCUUUGAUUGCAAGUGAAAUAGGUGUAACCGUUGAGGAAAAAGAAAGAGAGAAGAAAAAAUUAACUGAAAAAAUAAUUUAUCACUUUUCCUACGUCAAACAAAUCAUUGAAUAUUUGGUUGCAGAAAAGAGGAAAUGAAAAAGAAAAACAAAGUCUAAGAAAAACAAAAAGAAAACAUGUCCUUUAUUAUCAGUAAUCAAAUGUAUCACACAAAUGAGACAAACGAAGAAAACAACAUCAACAAACAGUAAAUUUGCUAAAUUUUGCCCUCUUACAUAACGGCUUGCUUGAAUGAUUGAAGACAAAAAAUAUGGAGACAAAAUUUGUCUGGGUAACUAAGAUUCCAUCGUAAUUUGAAAUCUAAAAAAAAAAAUGAUAAGACACUUACUGCAAACAAAACAAAAUCGAAACAAACAAUUACCAGUAAGAUAGCAAAGAAAACCUACACAAACCGUUUGGAACAACAACUACAACAGCAGCAUCACAGAAAAGUUCAAUAUAAAUUAUAAUAAAAUCAUAUUUUUAGACAUGAGAAAAUUAAAAAUAA
Uranotaenia lowii is the source of this 5498-nucleotide messenger RNA. RefSeq names its product protein groucho (gene gro). The transcript has 14 exons. The record is from RefSeq and is a predicted model, not a curated record. Gene Ontology annotation, cellular component: nucleus; transcription regulator complex. The coding region runs from base 2000 to 4267 and encodes 755 amino acids. NCBI's taxonomy places the organism in Eukaryota, Metazoa, Arthropoda, Insecta, Diptera, Culicidae. Gene Ontology annotation, molecular function: transcription corepressor activity; protein binding. Gene Ontology annotation, biological process: negative regulation of canonical Wnt signaling pathway; regulation of DNA-templated transcription.